AUGUUGACUUCACGAGAAGGAUUCACGGUCGACGUGAUCGCAGGAUGGCUUCGAAAAUCCGUCCUCAAUCCAUACCUAUCGAUACCACUCGCGACCGGACUGGCGGUGGUAUCUGCAAGGAAAAGCGGCGCGGUCGGACUCUCAGAGAUCAGAUUUGACACCGCCCAGCGCGUUGCGUUCCUCGCAGCUCUGGCAAGCUUUGUCUUGUCAACCACGGAGUAUCUCAACAAGUGGUCGGCGAACAACUGGACGACAGACCAUACGUGGAAUUUCGACAAGGAAAUCAUCGUUGUCACCGGUGGCAGUAGCGGUAUCGGCCACAGCAUUAUCAAACACAUCUUGGCGAGAAAUCCGCGGGCCAACAUUGUCGUCGUCGACCUGGCGCCAUUGUCCUGGGAGCCACCAAAGGGCUCCAAGAUCCACUACUUCAAGUGCGAUCUGACCGAUACAAAGGCGCUCAAGACUCUUUGCACGUUGAUCCGAACCCAGGUCGGCGAUCCCACCGUCCUCAUCAACAAUGCGGGAAUCGCACGGGGCUACAGUGUCACGGAAGGCUCGUACGCAGACAUCGAGUUAACCAUCAAGACCAACCUUGUCGCUCCCUUCCUGCUUACAAAGGAAUUUCUGCCGUACAUGGUCCGCACCAAUCAUGGGCAUAUUGUCAACGUCGGGUCCAUGAGCUCUGUGGUCCCUCCGGUGAGGAUUGCUGAUUAUUCGGCCACCAAGGCAGGACUUACCGCGAUGCAUGAGUCACUUCAACUUGAGCUCAAGUACAUUCACAAAGCGCCCAAAGUUCGUCAAACGCUUGGAAUCUUUGGCUUCAUCCGAACGCCGCUGGUUCCCUUUGACCCCGGCCAGCCUCACUUCAUGAUGCCGCUGCUUCACGUGGAUUCAGUGGGAGAGGCAAUUGUAAACUCGUUGUACAGUGGCUUUGGACGAACGAUCUAUCUGCCCGGUAUUAUGUCGUCAGUUACAGCUCUGCGAGCCGGCCCUGAGUGGCUGUGGCGUCUGGCAAGGGAAACAACCGCGAGUGCAAAGGACAUUCCAUAUACGCCACGGCAAAAGAUUGAUGACACCACUGGCCAGUUUGAGAUGGUGGAGCCCGCGGAGAUCUGA
Colletotrichum orchidophilum is the source of this 1116-nucleotide messenger RNA. Its product is annotated as short-chain dehydrogenase. The record is from RefSeq and is a predicted model, not a curated record. Gene Ontology annotation, molecular function: oxidoreductase activity, acting on the CH-OH group of donors, NAD or NADP as acceptor. Lineage: Eukaryota; Fungi; Ascomycota; Sordariomycetes; Glomerellales; Glomerellaceae. Bases 1 to 1116 code for a protein of 371 amino acids. The transcript has 3 exons.